This is a messenger RNA of Suillus fuscotomentosus, 675 nucleotides long. RefSeq lists its product as uncharacterized. Lineage: Eukaryota; Fungi; Basidiomycota; Agaricomycetes; Boletales; Suillaceae. The record is from RefSeq and is a predicted model, not a curated record. The transcript is spliced from 9 exons. The coding region runs from base 1 to 675 and encodes 224 amino acids.
AUGUGGAACUUCAUGGGGAACUUGGUUUUCAAAGAUUCUGACAUUCUGAGACAUCCCGUCAUGGCCUCAGACAUUCUUGGCACCAACCUUAUCACAAAAUCAGGACCAAGUCUGAUCGCCAUCCUACUGAGAGGGCACAAUAUAUGUCUAAUUGAAUAUCAUUUGCAAGCUGAGACUCAUAAGGACGAAGAAAACUGUCAGCGUGAACAGGCCAACAAAGCUCUGCAACAGCAAGAGAAGGCUCGACAAAAGGCCAGCCAAGCAUCAGAAUGUGAAGCAUACAAGAUUCACGGAUGUGCAGCACUUACUGAUUCCACAUCUCAAGCAUCUGCAUCCCCAUUGGUUCAUGAUCCUGCAUUUACCAGCCAGACUGUUUCAACCCCUGUAAGGGACUCAAGACUUGUUGCAUGUCAAAGUGUGGUGCCACCUGCACUGAGCAGGAUUUCUUCGACCGGCAAGACUCUGCGCCUCAAUACCCUGACACCUGAAAAGGCAGCUGAACUGUUGCAUCUGCGUGAGGCUGUUGUAGGUAAACAACUUUUGCUGGACACUACACGAAGUCCGAUGUUUUUUGGGUUUUGGGUUAGUGGGUUUUGGCAGGUUUCGUUGGAUAUCAUCAGUGAAGAACUACAGAUAUCUAAUGACCUCCUCCUACUCGGAGGUAGAAAGGUAUGA